UCACCUCCGAACAGAUCGAGCACCUGCACCGGCGCUUCAAGCAGCUGAGCCGGGACCAGCUGACAAUCCGCAAGGAGAAUUUUGACAGCAUCCCCGAUCUGGAGUUCAACCCAAUUAGGGGCAAGAUCGUCCAUGCCUUUUUCGACAAGCGGUAAGAGCAUCCGGCACCGCGGGGAGGGCUGGGGCAACUGUCGGAUGGGCUGGCCGACGAGAUAAACUUCGAAGACUUCCUGACCAUCAUGUCCUACUUCAGACCCAUCGAGAUGAACAUGGACGAGGAGCAGCUCGAUCGCUUCCGGAAGGAGAAGCUCAAAUUCCUCUUCCACAUGUACGACUCGGACCACGAUGGGAAGAUCACGCUGCAGGAGUACAGAAAUGUGGUGGAGGAGCUGCUGUCGGGGAACCCCCACCUGGAGAAGGAGUCGGCGCGGUCCAUCGCCGAUGGGGCCAUGAUGGAGGCAGCCAGCAUCUGUGUGGGACAAAUGGGGCCGGACCAGGUGUAUGAGGGCAUCACCUUCGAAGACUUCCUCAAGAUGUGGCAGGGGAUCGACAUUGAAACCAAGAUGCACGUCCGCUUCCUCAACAUGGAGACCAUCGCUCACUGCUACUGA
This is a messenger RNA of Eurypyga helias (sunbittern), 611 nucleotides long. RefSeq names its product tescalcin (gene TESC). The annotation marks the transcript as partial. The transcript is spliced from 7 exons. NCBI's taxonomy places the organism in Eukaryota, Metazoa, Chordata, Aves, Eurypygiformes, Eurypygidae. The record is from RefSeq and is a predicted model, not a curated record. Gene Ontology annotation, molecular function: calcium ion binding.